AUUGCUACCAAGCAGAAUCAUGAAUGUAAUUUUUUGGUUAGACCAAGUGAAUCAACUGUUGGGGAAAUAUCUUUGACUGUGAAGUUAGCAUGUAUAGGAGAUGUACAACACUUCAAAAUACUGAGAGAUCCUAGUGGCAGAUAUUUUUUGUGGAGUAGUGCUCCAAGGUUCAACAGCGUCAACAAAUUAGUAGAACAUUACAAAAAGAAUUCAGUUAGUAACAAUGGCAACGUACCAUUAAGAGAA
Messenger RNA from Helobdella robusta, 246 nucleotides. RefSeq lists its product as hypothetical. The annotation marks the transcript as partial. The transcript is spliced from 2 exons. Lineage: Eukaryota; Metazoa; Annelida; Clitellata; Rhynchobdellida; Glossiphoniidae. The record is from RefSeq and is a predicted model, not a curated record.